Carcharodon carcharias (great white shark) is the source of this 4396-nucleotide messenger RNA. RefSeq lists its product as uncharacterized. The record is from RefSeq and is a predicted model, not a curated record. The transcript is spliced from 13 exons. Lineage: Eukaryota; Metazoa; Chordata; Chondrichthyes; Lamniformes; Lamnidae. The coding region runs from base 1319 to 4063 and encodes 914 amino acids.
CGAUGCAAACCCCGCCCACCGGGAUAGGCCCAGCUUUAGAGACGGGCCUCAGGGCCUCAGGUCGAGGGGACAGAGACCCGGAGACGGAGAGAAACCCGGCCCCACCCCCGGGGAGAGGGAAAAGCAGCAAAAUCACAGCCUCGGAGCCGGAGCCAGCACAGUAAUUAACCACUCAAUUACUAGAACCGAUAAAUCUACAGCAACUAAUCAUUUAACCACAGUAACCUAUCUUUUAGCUACAAAUAACUAAUUAAACUGCUAUAACUAAUCGUUCAGCCACAGGAAAUCAUCAUUAAACUACUUUAACGUAUCUUUUAACCACCAAAACUAUUUAAACUGCUGUACUCAUCAUUAAACUACAGGAGAUAAUCAUUAGACUACAGUAACCUGUCUUUAAACUACAAUAACUAAUUAAACUGCUAUAACUGAUCGUUAAGCUACAGGAACUGAUCAUUGAACUUUAAUAGGUAAUCGCUAAACUACUGGAACUGAUCAAAUACAGGGCUUCAAUAUUAAGCUGCUAAAAUUUCUCACUAAGCUAUUGGAGUUAAACUACUGUAACUAAUCGAACUACAGAAAUCAAGCUAUUAGAACUGAUUAAGUUAUAGGAACUGUUCACUAAACUACUGGAAUUAAUUAAAUUACUAUAACUAAUCAUUAAACUUGUUAAACUACUGGAACUGAUCAUUAAAACUAGUUGAAUUGAUCAAACAGCAGUAAGUAAUCCAUAAUUCAGAGUAGUUAAACUGCAAUAACUGAUCAAACAACAGUAACUAAUAUGUAAACUGUGAUAAUUGAUCAUUAAAUGCCAGUAACCGCUGAGCAGCUAAUCAAUAAUCUGCAGCAGCUCAUCAUUGAAAUACAGGAAUUAACAUAUAACUAGUGAAACUAACUAAUAAUAAAUUGUAGAGAUUAUUCCAAUCAUAGCAACUAACAAAGCUGCAGGAACCAACUGAUGUGUAGUAACGGAUCAAGAAACUGCUUACUAACCUUAGUAAUUCAAGUUGAACAAUGAAAGACCUGGUAACUGAACAAGUGAUAGAUUACUGCAUAGUUAAAUUUAUCUGGUAAAAUAUUCCUGUGAAACACGGUGAACAAAACUACUGACCGAGUCUCAAAUCGGGUUAGUGACUCCAGUAACUGUUAGGACUGUGAGAUCAGGGAGAUAGCAGGUCCUGUGAAGCUGGAGCAGACUAGCUGAACGACUUGGAGCUGAAGCCUAACCUGACAGGCAGUGAAACGAUGAGCACGCAGUGAACGCCGAGAUUCCUGCCGGUUUGUUGGUGGUCAGCAGGACUUGAUGGAGAACAGAUAGAAAAUGGAGGAUGGGGAGAUGGGAAUGAAUCGAGUCCAAGAUGUUUGUCAAACAUUCCAGAUUCUAGAAGAUCAAAAGGUUGCCCAUGUACUGCAGGAAGAAGAGAUCCAGCAGCAUUUCUCUGCCAACAAGCUGAAGAGCCAGCAAGUUCGCCAAAACCUCCAGGUGGCAAGGAGACUGCAGGGGGAGGAGGAUGAGAAGAGAAGGCAGCUCACCCAGAGACUUCGCAAACACAUUAAGGACGUCGGGAGUGAUUACGCUCGGACCAUCCAAGAGGAACAAGACCGGGAAGAAGACAACAGCCGUCAGCGGCGAAGGUAUAAAGAGGCGAGCAGCAGGUUGAGGUGGUUUGCAAGAGAGGUGGGAGAACAUCAUGAUGUGGAGCAGAGGACAGAUUGUGUGAUGGGGCAGGGUGAUGAAGUUUCACCGGAUCCCUGGGAUCUCCCCUCACGGCAGGAAUCUCCUCACUACGGCCAACCCAGGUCUCGCCAGCCCUUCAUCCUGAGCGGGCCGGAGGAGGGCGCUGGCUGGGACGAGAGGCAGAGAGAUGGAAAGCAUCGGCGCCGCAAUGCUGGAACAGAACCAGGAGCAGCCGAGGCUGUCCACAACAGAGCUGCUCGAGGCCUGGUCAUCAAACACCCGCCCACGGAGCGACUGGGAAUUUCUCCCUCUCCGGUUCACGGCGUUCCUCGUGGCAAACGGGCAGUCGGGGUGAAGCAGACCCCCACGGAAGGUUCCCCUCGCACUUUCCCCACCGGGUCAAAGCCCCAACUUGAGAGGCCCAGGCCUUGGCCUGAAGGGAGGCAGAACGCCGGAGGCGGCAAAGAAAGGGAUGGGCAAAGGCGGCGGGAUUGUCCAUCGGAUUGGAGUUAUACUGAGGACAGUGAGCGUCCUUCGUCGAAGCCGACGAUCACUGGCGGAAACCCCCCCGGCUGUCAAGUUGAGGGACCUGAUCGCUCCAGGUUCUCUCCCGGCUCCCGAUCCGGACUUGUCGACGGAGAGGGCCUCGACGUCACUCGACGGAGCACCUCUGACUCGGAGUCGCACUCGAGACGCCGGAAACGCCAGCGUGACCCCGGGGAACUCCGCCUCCGGGCCAGAUCCGAGGUCAGCCAUUGGGUCGGACAGAACGGCGAAGGGCCAGCUCGGCCGAAGCCCCAGCGCGGAAAUGGCCAGGAGGCCAUCAGACGCAAACCCAGAGGCCAGGGGGAUCCCAGGCCGACGGCAGACCCCCAAGGAGAUCGUCACAGCCGAUUGGAUGUUGAGCGAAGAGCCAAUCAUCUCCACCAUCCACUGGAUCCCACAGAGAGGCUGAAACAGGAGGAGAGACCAGAUGAAGAGAGAGGGCAUCACCCAUUGGCUGUUAAAGAGAAGAAGCAAACCCAUCACCCAUUGGUCGUUGGUGAAAAGCAAGCUCGCCAACUAUUGGCUGUCAAUCAGACGCAUGCCACUCGCUCAUUGGUCGGCAGUGAAAGGCCCACCCAUUACCCACUACGCACCAAGGCAAAAGUAAAGCAAGUCCAUUUCCUAUUGGACCCUGAAGAGAAGAUGAAGCCUGCCCAUUGGUCAGAGACCAGCAAACAGAAGCAAGUGCAACAUCCAUUGGAGCUGAAGGAAAAGGAAGUUCGUUCCCCAAUGUUGGGCAGGCAGAAGCAUGUCCAUUCUCCAUUGGCUGUUGAAGGGAAGGGAAGGCAAGUCCAAAUUCCAUUGGCUGUCAGGGGAAAGGAUGUCCAAUCCCCAUUGGCUGGCAAAAGAAAUGCCAUCCAGUACCGAUUGGGCGCCAAAGACACGGACACGAUUAUUGAUUACCUACAGGAUAAACGGAAAGGAAAGGACUCCUCGCCUCCAAAACACCUCAGCAAACCAUCCCUGAAUUUCAAAGGGAGCUCUCCAGACACGGACCGAGGUAAACCUGUGAAAGCUUCUUCAAGCAGCCGAAAGUUGUUACCCUCCCUGCCAGCUGGUGACAUUCGGGAGGAUGGCACCUUGCCACCUCAUCUGCUCGCGGAGAAAGACUCCAUCAGGAAUCCCAGCAGCGAUCGGCCCAAGGCAUCGCCUGCUCACUCGGGCAGCUCUUGCUGGAGAGAUGAACCUUCGCUGAGGGCUACAAAUGGACAGGAGAAUGUUUUGCUGCUUUUUGGAAAGGAAGUGAAUCACAGGAAUUUGCGGAGCAGCCAGUGGAAAGAACCUAACUGGGUCAGAGCUCAUGAAGACAGAAUCAAGGAUAGAUCAGGAAGAAGCAAAGCUGAUCACAGUCAAACACCCUCCCCAUUAAACUGGCAAGAGAACAGGCUCCAUGAAGUAACAGGUGAACAGGGAGUUUCUGAAACCGGGAAGAAAUUUGCCAGUGAGAAGUCCAGGAACCUGAGGAAUGGAGUCAGCAGUCACUCAUGGUGCAGCGAUGAAGUACUGAAAGACCUCCAAGCGAUGGAACUGAGAAAAGCUCGACACCAAAAGGCAAAGAGAGAUGAGAGACUGGCUCAGAUCGUCCAGGAUGAGAAAGCUCGACACCAAAAGGCAAAGAGAGAUGAGAGACUGGCUCAGAUCGUCCAGGAUGAGGAAUUCGCCCUGCACCUGUUGAGGAAGGAGAUGACGGCACUGAGAAUGAGUGAAGGACAGAAGCAGCCGGAAUCAUCCCAGAAAAGAGUGGAUAGGAAGAAUGAGAAGUCUCUGAGGAGCUGCAGCCCCUGCUCGGUCAGUGUGGACUGGGAUGAAGAAGUAAAAAUGCCAAAGCCGGCUUACUUCUAAAACAGUCACAGAAUACGUUGUGAUAUACGUUGGCAGGACCUACUGCUCCAUGACAGAUCGGAGGAAAGGCGAUUGGCCACGGCGUUGUGAAUCAGCCGGCUCUCCCGGAGACACGAGUUGCAGGAAGGAGCAGCAGCAAGUUUCCCAUCGAGUUUUUUUUUUAUAACAGAGUUCUAUAUAUUUGUUAUUUAACAAGUACAUGUACAGAAUCAGAGCCUGUAUAUUUUUAUUGUGGAGAAUUAAAUUAAUUUUUUGUACAACUUUAUGGGUGGGGGGGGUGCAGGGGUUGGCCUAACAGUUGAAAUAAAGCACACCGAUUUCUGUUGCACUGAU